This is a messenger RNA of Miscanthus lutarioriparius, 1116 nucleotides long. Lineage: Eukaryota; Viridiplantae; Streptophyta; Magnoliopsida; Poales; Poaceae. The record is from the annotation of a GenBank genome assembly.
AUGGCCGGCCGCCACCGCAACCCGCUGCCCCCUCCCUACCCUCGCCGCGGCGGCGGCGGCAACCAUCCGGCUCCCCCGCUUCACCACCCGCUUCACCCCCACCUCCCGCCCCACCACCCCCUCGACGACUUCCGCGACCCGCCGCGCCUCCCCCCGCACCACCACCUAGACGACUUCCGCGACCCGCCGCGCCUCCCCCCGCACCACCACCUAGACGACUUCCGCGACCCGUCCCGCCUGCCGCCCGGCCACCCCGACAGCUUCCAGGAGCCGCCGCCGCCGCCGCAUCUCCGCCAUUUCGUGGGCCACGGCCACGGCGGUGCCGGUGGCCCCCUGCCACCCCAGCCGCAUGUGGUGGCGGCGCUGGAGGAGCGGCUUGGCGCCGAGAUCGACGAGGCGCAUGAGCUACUCGCGCAGAACCAGCGGCUGGCCGCGACGCACGUGGCGCUCGUGCAAGAGGUCGCUGCCGCGCGGCACGAGCUCGGCCGCACCGCGCACGCGCUCACCUCUGCUCAGGAGGAGAGCGACCUACGCCUUCGCGAGGUUUAUGAGAGGUCAAUGAAGAUGGAAGCAGAGCUCCGGGCAGUACAUGAAAUGAGAGCAGAGCUUGCACAAGUUCGUAUGGACAUUCAAAACCUGGGUACAGCGAGGCAGGAACUCAUGGGCCAAGUUCAGGGAUUAACACAGGAUUUGGCCCGGUCGGCAGAAGACUUGCAGAAGGUGUCUGCAUUAAAAGCUGAGAUCCAGGAGAUCAAACAUGAAACACAACAGUUGAGAUCUGGUAUUGAGCUUGAGAAGAAAGGAUAUGCAGAGAGUUAUGAGCAGGGACAGGAGAUGCAGAAAAAAUUGAUUUCAGUGGCUUCUGAGGUGGAGAAAUUUCGAGGUGAGGUUGCUAACGCGGAGAAGAGGUCACGGGCCGUUGUGUCUGCAGGCAAUCAAGGUUAUAUUGGAAGCUAUGGGAACCCCAAGGCCAAUUAUGCUGCAAAUCCUUUUAACUCUGGAUAUGGCAUUAAUCAAGCAAAUGCUGCCACUGAUUCUGGUUCCCAGUAUGGAACUAGUGCAGCGCAUGGUUCUUGGGGUGCCUAUGACUUGCAAAGGGCGUCCGGGCGUAGAUAA